CAUAAAAACCCAAAAGUAACCUUGCCAGACGGCAACGACUCAUAAUCGAAGCGCAGCUCACUGACACUGAGUUGAAGAGAAAUCGUUUGCAGAUAGAAGCAACAUCUGAUGGCUCAACAAGCAGCGAUAGAUCAACAACUUGAACAAGCGGCCCAGUCUCCUCGGGAAGACAUGAUAUCAUGCGUAUCAGCAUUAGAAGCCGCUUUGCUUCCGUGCUUGCCCGCUAGAGAGCUCCAAGCAAUCGACCGUUCUCCACAUCCGUCUCAUCAGAUUGAUGUGGAGAGGCACGCUAGAGAUUUUAUGGAGGCUGCCAAGAAGCUACAACUGUAUUUUACUAGUCUGCAACGGGAGGAUCAGCCGACAAAGACUGAAAUACUUAGAAAGGAGAUUGCUAUGAUGGAAGAAGAAUUGAAGACUAAAAACGAGAUAAUCAAUAAACAGGAGAGACUCAUUCAAGGAUGGAGGAAUGAGUUGAAGGACCAAUUGAAUAAACACAAAACUGAGUUGGAGAGGGUAUAGUUAGUGAUAAAGAAUUUCAUGCAUCUCUUACUGUAGUAGAGAAACAAAAAAGGUUUGUUAUUUAUCAUUUAGGGUGGGAUC
Messenger RNA from Pistacia vera, 600 nucleotides. RefSeq names its product mediator of RNA polymerase II transcription subunit 28-like. The transcript has 4 exons. Lineage: Eukaryota; Viridiplantae; Streptophyta; Magnoliopsida; Sapindales; Anacardiaceae. The coding region runs from base 109 to 519 and encodes 136 amino acids. Gene Ontology annotation, biological process: regulation of DNA-templated transcription. Gene Ontology annotation, cellular component: mediator complex. The record is from RefSeq and is a predicted model, not a curated record.